CGGAGGAAGGCAAAGAAGAAAGAGAAAUAUUUUAUUUUAUUUUAUAUAUUUAUUUUGGCGCCUCAUUCAAUUUUGAAGCUUCUCUCGGAAGCUUUGUCUCUUCCACUUAGUAGUGUUCUGUGCGCUCGCUGCUAUUCACAUCUCUAUGCGUUCCUUUUCAUUUCUUCCGCCUCAACGCUUCUCUUCUCCGUCGCCGUCGCCGUCGCCGGAAUCUCCAUUUUCCGAUGAGAAAAUCCACCAGACUCUCCGCCAUCGGCCUCGCCCAAGCUCCAGAACCGGUGAAGCCUUUCAGCACUCGAUUUUCCCUGCGGGCGUACGCGAAGCGCGUGCAACAGCUCACACCGGAGCAGAGAUCCGCGAUUUCGCGAACCGGCUUCGGGAACCUUCUGUCGGUUCCGAACCACACGCUGAACAAGGUGUUCCUGACGGAGCUGAUGGACGCGUGGAGCUGCGACCGCCGCGCGUUCGCGCUCCGCUCCGGCGGCGAAAUCGGGAUGACGCCGUUGGACGUGGCUCUGAUCCUGGGACUUCCGGUUGCCGGUAACCCCGUGAAUUUGUCGGAGGACGAACCGUUAUCCGAUUUGGAAGAGUUGUAUGGCGCCACGAAAGCGAAGAGGAAGGUGGCCAUGGCUUUUCUGGAGAAUCGGCUCGAGUUGAUUGGUGAUGUUGCGAGCGAUGAUUUCGUUAGGAGCUUUCUGCUCUAUACAAUUGGGACGUUUCUCUCUUCAAACGAUGGGAAGGUGGAUUCGCGGUUUUUGCGGUUUCUGGAGGAUUUGGGGGAGGUUUCGGGAUUUGCUUGGGGUGGUGUUGUGGUUGAUGAUUUGUGUUACUGGUUGGAUAAGAGGAAGGAGCAUAAUGUGCAGUAUGUGGGUGGUUGUCUUAUUUUUCUCCAGACAUGGUCCUAUGAACAUUUUGACGUAGCAGCGCGGCCACAAUUGCAAGAUCAUGAUUUGACCUUUCCUCGCGUGUGUAGAUGGGAUAGUAGUAAAUCUAACCAAAGGCAACGGGGUACUCCAUGGUUUAAAGACCUGGAUGAUGAUCAGGUCAUCUGGAAACUCGAACCAACUUCUGAAGAGUUACAAAUAGAGGUAAUCAAAGAAGCACUGGGGUUGCUAGGUGACAACAAAGAACUUCAAAGUGUAGAAAGCAGUUUGACAAGCACACCCUCUAGCGUUCAUGAUGAAGAUUCAAGGUUACAGCUUAGUAUCAACAAUGAAGUACAUAGAGUGGACAAUGAUGGUUUGGAGAAUCAGGUAGUGGAGGACACUCCCGAAAGGUCGAGCUUUUGUGAUGAAGAAUUCAGAGAGCAGGUCAAUCCCAAAAACCUGAUAGUGUUAGACACUACUCCGAAUUUAACCAUCUGUGGCAGAGAAAGGUCGAGCUUUUGUGAUGAAGAAUUCAGAGAGCAGGUCAAUCCCAAAAACCUGAUAGUGUUAGACACUACUCCGAAUUUAACCAUCUGUGGCAGAGAAAGGUCGAGCUUUUGUGAUGAAGAAUUCAGAGAGCAGGUCAAUCCCAAAAACCUGAUAGUGUUAGACACUCCUCCGAAUUUAACCAUCUGUGGCAGAGUAAGUAGGGUGCAAGAAAUGAAUCUUGAAAACCCGGUAGUCGUAGUUGAGGAAACCCCCACAGUUAAUGGUAUUGCUGACGAAGUAGGCGGAGAUCAAGAGUUCACCAGCGAAAAACUCAUGGAGGAUACACUCCCAAAGUCGAGCUUUUCUGAACAGGACGAUUUGAGAAAGGAAAACGGCAUGUUAGAAGAGGAAAACUCUGAAUUGAAAAUGAAAAUAGGCCAAGUAAUGGAGGAAAAUGAACUUCUCCGUAGGCAGGUUUUAUCAAAUACCCAAUUCGAAGAGCAGAACGCUGAGUUGAAGAAAGAGCUGGACUUGUUGAGAGAAGAAAUCAGAAAUUUAAGACUGUCAACAGAUAGUUAUGCGGAGUUUGCGGACAGAGUGCAUAGAAAUAUAUUGGAUCUAGGGCUGUGAUACACGAACGACCCCUAACAUCAGACCUUGCUGUAGCCACAACAUUGAUCAAUCUAAGUUCUUCCACAAAGUAUAGAUAGAAUUUUGGGUAACAAAGUGUGUAUGUAUAUAUUGUUGAGGUAAACAAGCUCGAUUCAUUCUAAUUUAUCUGUGGGUAGUGUUAGGAGGUUUCUUUUUAAGUGAAACCAUUAAACUCAUGCCAGCUAAACAGAACUAUUUAUUUUUCUUUUUUGUUGUAUAUUAUGUAGCAGAUUGCAAAUGUAUUUCUCCAAACAUAAGAUGUUAGCGUUCAAAUGGUAUAUAAUUAUCCUUUUCUUUUCAUGAUUAUUAU
Molecule: messenger RNA, 2316 nt
Organism: Cajanus cajan (pigeon pea)
Lineage: Eukaryota; Viridiplantae; Streptophyta; Magnoliopsida; Fabales; Fabaceae
Source: RefSeq, a predicted model, not a curated record